AUGGCUGCACAGAGCUGCGUGUGGAGUGAUAUAUUCGACGAUCAGUCACGAGCUAAUUUAGAAAGGGGACUUAUAGCGACAGGGACCAUUGCUUUCCUAUUGGGCGUUUGGCUGAGUAUUGCUUUAUUAUUAACUAAUCUAAGAUCAGAUCUGAGCUACCGUAAUUUGGCUUUUUUUACGGUUAUCGCAUCUCUAAGACGCGGUGUCUCCGUAUUCUCCCACCUCCCGCUUUUUAAUUACUCUGAGAGUUUCGAAGAUGGGGUCCAAUAUGUAUCAUGUGAUAUUUCUGGAUUUUGGGAUUCGUUUUGGACGGUCUACGAAGUAGAAAGUCUUACUCACGUGUGCAUCGAACGAUAUGUCGUGGUUAAGUAUACUACACGAGGAUGGCCGAUACAAAAAAAUCACUAUGUCUUGUUUCAAAGUUUAUGUUUAUUAUUUGCCAGUUUAUACUCAUUACCGCCCUUGUUCGGAAUCGGAAGAUUCGGUUAUGAUUUUUCUUGCCAAUCUUGUGUUUUGGACAUGGUGCUACCAGAAACAUGGGAUAGAUAUAUUAGUGUAUUGAUAUUUUUGCUUCGAAGUGUGAAAUCAACAGGUUUCAUGUUAACUAUGCUUUUAUGGGCUUCAAAUCUAGAAUCGAAUUAUGAUGACUCCGAAAAAUCAUUGAAAGAUAAGCGAUUCACUAAGAGUGCAGUUGUAGUGACCUUCGUCAACUUGAUUUGCUGGCUACCAAUUGCUUUUCUUCGUGGUUUGGUGGUAUUUUCAUAUCUGUUUUCUGGUAGUAUACAGACUCCUCCAUCUGCCUCAACAGUACAGUUCGCAGUAUGGACAUAUUGGGUGGCGCCUGCUUUUACAACAUUAGCAAUGUUUCUAAUCGACGAAAAAGUUCAUCAGAAAAUGCUUCGUGUUUGGAAGAGCGACGAAAAGAAAGAUAGUGUUAAGAAUGAGUAAAUACAACAAUCAUAAGUGUUUAUAUUGCAUUAUUAAUAAUAUUUUGUAUCAAAUAAGCAUUCAAUAACAAUAUUAUAAAAUAUUUAAUUUAAUAAAUAUUUGUAGUAAAAAUUAACAAGAUAUUCACUAUCAAGCCGCUUUACUUUUAUUUUGUAUUAAAACAAUAAGGUAAUACAUCAUUUCAUAUAAUGUAUAAAUGACUAUUUAGAUAACGAGAUAAGGUGUCACUGAAUAUUAUAGAGAUUUUUAUUUAAACGAAUAUAACCACUAUUUUCAAGUACAAUAGCUUCCGAAUUAUUUUAAAUAUUACGAAAGACAUUGCUUUAUUUAACGUCCAGCAUACAUACAGAAUCGUGUUAGGUGAGGCUUUUUAACUUUUUAAUAAAAUUCAUUUUAUAAAAUA
Melitaea cinxia (Glanville fritillary) is the source of this 1351-nucleotide messenger RNA. Its product is annotated as rhodopsin-like. Bases 1 to 948 code for a protein of 315 amino acids. Lineage: Eukaryota; Metazoa; Arthropoda; Insecta; Lepidoptera; Nymphalidae. Gene Ontology annotation, cellular component: membrane. Gene Ontology annotation, biological process: G protein-coupled receptor signaling pathway. Gene Ontology annotation, molecular function: G protein-coupled receptor activity. The record is from RefSeq and is a predicted model, not a curated record. The transcript is spliced from 7 exons.